Cornus florida is the source of this 2946-nucleotide messenger RNA. RefSeq lists its product as uncharacterized. Lineage: Eukaryota; Viridiplantae; Streptophyta; Magnoliopsida; Cornales; Cornaceae. The record is from RefSeq and is a predicted model, not a curated record. Gene Ontology annotation, molecular function: zinc ion binding; nucleic acid binding. The coding region runs from base 288 to 1391 and encodes 367 amino acids. The transcript is spliced from 3 exons.
CACAAAAGGCUAUAAGGCCAUUUCAUGAGUCAACUGUUGCCUUUCUCUCUCUCUGCUGCAUCCUUUCCCCUCUCGGCAUCUCACUUUGUUUUUUUUCUUUUUGCAAUCUCAAAAGCUUGAUCUAGCUUUAAUCUUUUGGAUUUUGGUAGAACAUUGUGAAGCAAAGUUGUUGAGCUCGUCGAGGCCGUCAAUUUGAUAGGAGCCAAUCAUAAUUUGGUGCACUCUAAGGAGUUCAAAAUUCUAGGGUUCUUGGGCUCAAAUUGGGGAUAUUCAUCAAUUUGAGCUUCAUGGCAACACAAAGGGAUCCCGGGGAAAGUUCUAGCUCCAAUCCCGUGGAAAGGGAUCAGGAGCAAGUUGAGGAAGAUAUCUUAUUGCGUGAUUUGGUCCCACCAAGAGAGGGACAAGCGAGGGGGACCGUUGACCCACCUUUUCAGAUAAAUAGGGAGCAGUUGAGGUUAGCCGUUCAGGAGGCUAUUUUUGAUGCAUAUCGACCGACAGGUGCGUCAUCGUCACAGUUUGUGCCACCACCGGCACCACCACCACCACUUCCAAAGAAAAAUGAGUUAGAUGAUACUCUUUACCACAUUGCAAAGUUUGUGAAAUUGAUGCCAACUCUGUUUGAGGGUGGUCCAGAUCCGCUUGUUGCGGAUAGUUUCAUGGAUAGGGUGGAGAAGCAUAUUAAUGCCAUGAAUUUGGCAACGGACAAGUUAAAGAUUACAUUGGCUACUUACAAUUUUGUGGGCGAUGCUGAGAUUUGGUGGAAGACCGUUUCUCACACCCAUAAUCUGGAUACUAUGACAUAUGCUACAUUCAAGAAGUUGUAUUAUGAGAAGUACUUUCCAGCGCCUAAGCGGAGGGAACUAAAGAAGGAGUUUGAUGGGUUAAAGCAAGGAAGUAUGACAGUUACAGAGUAUGAAAACAAGUUUACAUCACUUUUGAGGUUUGCACCGGGAAUUGCUAAUGAUGAAGAAGGAAAGAUAGAGAAAUUUGUUGAUGGCAUUGAUCUUACCAUUAGGCCAAUUGUAGCUGCUUCAGAACCGACAGAGUAUGCAAAAGCAGUGCGAAAGGCUUUAGUAGUUGAGGCUGAGAGUAAGGACAACAAGGCUAUCAGGGAGUCCUACAAGCACAACAGGGGUAUGAGUACUUUCUCCGAAGGUCAAUCAAGUAAGAAGCAAAAGCAUGAGCAGUCAGGGUUCAGAGGACAGCAGCCAGUCAGAUCUGCACCCACAGCUUCAGUGUCCAUGGGGUCUUCUAGACCGAAUGUUACUUGUUUCAGAUGCGGGCAGUUGGGACAUUAUAAGUCCCAAUGCACUCAGACACAGGUAGCUCAGAUGAUUUGUUUCAAGUGUGGGCAGCCAGGGCAUCACAAGUCCCAGUGUACUCAGAUUUAAAUGGCGUCUGGUGGAUGUUUCGGGUGUGGCCAGCAGGGCCAUAGGGUGAAAAAUUGUCCACAGCGGGGCAGUGGUUUGGGCAGAGUUGGAGGUUCACAGUAGAGGCUGAUGCAGUCUGCCACAGUUCAGUCAGGGUUUCAACCACCACCACCACCUCAGCCGUCUCAGCCAACUAUGUCAGCCCAGAGUUCUCGACCUGGUAGGGGAGCUUCUUCGAGUGCACCUACUCAGCAGUCUGGUUAUCAGGCAGGCAGCUCUCAGGGCCAGAAGACCCAGGGUCGCGUGUUUGCACUCACUCCAGCCGAGUCACCAUCCAGUCCUUCAGUUGUCAGGGGAUAUGGAAAAGAGGUGGCGGACGACGGUCCACCACAAGUUUAGAUGAGCUUGAAGACCCAUUCUAUUUUGUUAUCUUUUGUAUUAGACUCUAAUAUUUUGUAAAUGUAAUAUUAACUACCUUGUGACACUUUAGUUUAAUUAGUAUAAUGUUGUAAGCUAUGGACUUUUAAUUCUAUCUACAUUUUAUGGACUGUAAUUUGAUGUAACUUAAGUGGGUUCCAUGUUUGGAUGAGAUGGAGGAACGGGACUUUUGUAUGUAUGUAACUAUUUUGGGAAUGUAGUAUAAUAUUUGAAUUGUGCGUUGGGACAUGAUAAGUUAGAUUUAAGGCCCAGUGAGGCCAUUGCAUUUAUUUUUGUAUUUCUACAGGUUGUUGAGGGACGUUUUCUGCGGAAGUCAUGCCGAAUUUUUUUAUAGAUUUUAUUAUUAUUUUAGUAUCUUUUUGAGUCGUUACAUCAGAAACGUUUUACGUUUCAGUUUUCAUUCAAAACGAAAACAACAUUUUUAUUAUGGAGUGUGAUUAAUAAUGAUUGAAAACAUGUUUGGUAACAAAAAGAUUAUUGUAAGAUUUUUGGACGCAAAAAUAUAAAAACAUAUUUAAUAAAAAAAUGUUACAAGUUUGGAGCAUUAUUUAUGCAACAUUUGGUUACAAAAUAAAUCAUUAUUUACCGAUACAUAUUACAACCCAAAACAAUGCUAAAGUAUCUUACCCCCAAAAAAAAAAAAAAAAAAAAAACCACACACACACACACAACACAAAACAAUAAAUAGGCCGAACUCACAAAACAUACACACCAUAAAAAAAUUAUAAUAAAAAAAUAAACUAAAAAAUAUAAAAAUAUAUUGCAAGCAGGGACGGAGUCAUGCUGUACGGUAGGGGGAGGGGGCAAAAAUGAAUUUUGGGAGGUAACAGUAUAUUUUUUUCGUAAUUUCAAGAGAGCAAAUGUAAUAUUUUAUGGUUAUAUUACUGAAAAAAACAAAUUAUAAGGAUAGAUUACUAUAAAAAAAAUAAAAAAAAAUUUAGUGCGGCCCUAAUUGCAAGUUUGGAACAAUAUUUAUGCAACAUUUUGGUAUAAAAUAAAGGGCAAAUUUCACGAAACCCCCAAUACUAUCUUUUUUUUUUUUUUUUAUUUUAUCAAAUACCCCCAACUUUUUAUUUUAUCAAAUACCCCCAACUUACUUUAUAAAACCCCCAACACUAUGAAAAUUAAUCACAUUACA